UGCGCAGCCGCGAGGGAGGGAGCGUCGGCGGAAGCGCGCGGGAGGUAACUGGAAGACGAUGAGCGCGGCCGGGCGGGGCGGGCGCCGCUGGGCGCGAGUGUCCCGCUGCACCUCCUUCAGCGCGAGCCACCGGCUGUACAGUAAACAUCUGGGUGAUGAAGAAAAUUUGAAAUUAUUUGGAAAAUGCAGCAAUCCAAACGGCCAUGGACACAAUUACAAAGUUGUGGUGACAGUACAUGGAGAGAUUGAUCCUGUUACAGGAAUGGUUAUAAAUUUGACCGACCUCAAAAAAUAUAUGGAGGAAGCAAUUAUGAAGCCUCUUGAUCAUAAGAAUCUGGAUUUGGAUGUGCCUUACUUUGCAGAUGUUGUAAGCACAACUGAAAAUGUAGCUGUGUGUAUCUGGGAGAACCUCCAGAGAGUACUUCCUGUGGGAGUGCUUUAUAAAGUAAAAGUGUAUGAAACUGACAAUAAUAUAGUGGUCUACAAAGGGGAAUAGGUCUUAGGAUUUGACACUGAGAAAGACCAAUUAAAUUUCUUUCCAUAUUACAAAGAGCCUGUUAUACCUUUACUUUGUGCUCCAGAGUGCCUGAUUUACUGAAAUUCAAGACCUGUUAAAUCUAUUUUAAACAAAACUUUUAAUAUAUCUUGAAUAUCAUUUAGAGAGUCUCUUAUAUGUAGAUUGAAAAUCACUUCAUUUUUGUGAACUGUUUUAAUCGGAAUCAUUUGAAAGCAAAAGAAAUCUAGUUGUUUUUUCUGUUAUUCAUUUUUUUGUGUGUAAUAUAAAUGGUAAAAAUGUUUUAUAACUUAGAGUGGGCAAAUCUUAUAAAAAAUAAAAUUCAGGUGACCACGGAGUCUGGAGACAAUAUAUAUAUUUUUAAUAGAUUGAACUUCCUUGAUUACUUCUUUUCAGGUAUACUAAAUGCACAAAUUCAGUGAAAAUCAGACAUACAAAUCAUUGGUGGCAGUGCAUUGCAGAUGUGGGUACACAGAUUGAUGGGAGUGCUACUUUAGAGCGCAUUGUUAAUUGCAGUUUUCACAGCUUAUUGAACGAUGAAUUGCUAGUGAGGAACAGUAGAUUAAACGUAUCAUGGGGAGUAUAUACAUAAUAAAUUAUUAUGUAUAUGUUUGGGUUUCUAGACCUAUGUUCACCUAAAUAAUUUUAACUUAGAAGACUGUCGAAUAAUCACGUAUUUUAAAACCAGUUAAAAUAGCAUAAAAAGAAUCUACAACUUUGUAAAGAACUUCCUGUAUAUAGUUUUUCCUCAUUGCUCUCAUUUUGUUCUGAUCGCUGAGCCUACCUUCCUAAGUUGAAGCCCCUUGGCAUUUGUCUCUGGGAUAACUAAAUCCACAAGAAUGUAUUUGCUUGCUUUGCACAAAGAACUGUUCUCUCAUGUUCUGAUUUGUAUUCUAAAUUUCUUAAGUGCAGGGUUUUAAUUUUUCCUCCACAUAGCAAGUGAUAAAACAGUAAAUUUCUUGGAACAUUGUUGCCUGAAAAUAACAGAACUUACACAGCGUUUGCUAUUCUAGAAAAAUUUCAAAGGAAGACUUUUAUUUUGGAGAGUUAAUUUCGGCAGUAAUACCAUGCCUACUCAAUUACAUUUUGUGUAUUUUAGUUGUCAAACAUAAUUUUUAUGUUGUCUAUAUAGAAUAUUUUGUAUUAUUUACUUGAAAGACAGGGUAGCUAUUAUUUAUUAAGUCAAUUUAUGUUUUUAUUCUUGCAAAUACCAUGUAAGGUAGGUGUUCUCUUGAAGUUGAUAGACUUUAAGCUACUUAUAUUACUCGGCAAAUAAAUUGCAAACUGAGAGUUUACUACUCAGGGUCUUUUUCACUCCAAAAGAGACUCUUAAAAAGGGGCAAUGUAUAUAUGUUUCCAUAUUUUUUUUAAAAUGCAGAAUUUUGCAGAUCUAAUAGCAUAUUAGAAAAAUGUAUUUUUCAAAGUAACAUUGACAUUCUAGGAGUUUUUUUGUUCACGAGUUGCUUCAAGAGAAUCGUUGUUUCUACUUGGCUAUCCUUAGAAAAGUAAAAAAAUUUUUUUCUUUCUGCUUCUCUCCUCCAGCAAAUGAGUAAGUGAAUGAGUGAUUGAUCGGAAGGACCAAAGAUACAGAGAGACUCCUUACUUUCCCUAGAUUCUUCUAUCACAGACCAUAUCAAGCUACAUUGAACUUAUUUCUUUACCUGUGUGGCUUUUUUUCAUUACUUUGAAUUCCUUAUGGGCAAAGUCUUUAUUCUAACCAGAAUAUCUGAUAAAUAGUACUUAAUACUUUUUUGUUAGAAAAUGAGUGAUGUAUUGGUAGAAACUGUUGAAGUUUUAUAGUGCCUUAUGUACAUAUGGGUACUUGGUAAAUAUUUUUAGAAUUGAAUGACCUGAAAGUUUUGAGGCUUAAAUUCUAGCCAGAGUGCUGUUACUAUUCAGUUGAGUCACAUUCAUCUCUGGACUUCAGUUUCUUAACAUGUAAAAUGAAUCCUUGGACUAGAUGCUUUCUGAAGUUACUUCUACUUUUCUUUUUAUAUCUAGAUGAUUUUAAAUAGCAAGUGAAUGAAUAUCACUGAUUGAGGGAAAGAAAUAGAUCAUUGUGGGGUGGUGAGAUUUGGAAAAAGUUAGUGGAGGAGGUUAAGUCUUGAGUAGAUCCACCAUAAAGUGAUGGAUGGUGUGGAGAGAAUGGUGGGUUGGAACUGAGGAGGAAAGAGAAUGAGUAUUGAAAGGGUAAAAUUUCACGAGUGAAAUUACUGGGGUGAGAAUAUACCAAGUAUAAUUGGGAUUAGUGA
Molecule: messenger RNA, 2766 nt
Organism: Nycticebus coucang (slow loris)
Lineage: Eukaryota; Metazoa; Chordata; Mammalia; Primates; Lorisidae
Gene: PTS
Product: 6-pyruvoyltetrahydropterin synthase
Exons: 6
Coding region: 59-496 (145 amino acids)
Biological process (GO): tetrahydrobiopterin biosynthetic process
Cellular component (GO): mitochondrion
Molecular function (GO): 6-pyruvoyltetrahydropterin synthase activity
Source: RefSeq, a predicted model, not a curated record